GUUGCCUUAACAGCCCUGGCAGAGUCUCGCAGUAGCAACAGAAGGCGUUCCAAACGGGAGCUUUUGGUGCGUUCCAAAAGAAGGUGGGUUUUGUCUACAAUUGAAGUAGGAGAGGAAGACCCUGGACCAUUCCCCAAAGUCAUUUCUCAGAUGUUUAAUAACAUGUCGGGAAACAACCAUGAGUUCCGUAUAAGUGGAAUGGGUGUGGAUGAGGAUCCAAAGGGUGUGUUCAAGAUCAAUUCACAGAACGGGAUGGUUUUUGCUCAGAGAUCUAUUGACAGAGAGAGAUAUCCUGAACCUUUCCAUAUCAAGUUUGAAAUCUAUGACAGAUUGAAGCAAGAACCAUUGGACAAGGAAUUGGCUUUUGAUAUAGAAAUAAAAGAUAUCAAUGACAAUGCACCUGCAUUUCUUGCACCUCAAAUACAAGAAAAUGUGAAGGAAAAUAUAGAUGAAGGGUACUUACCAGUGCAGCUGCAGGCCAUGGACAGAGAUCAGGCGAACACGACUAACUCCAAAAUAACAAUCAGUCUGAUUAAACAAACACCAGAAACACCUAAGAUUGGUUUGAUACAGCUCGAUGGCAGAAUGGCCCAACUCACCUAUGAGGGAUGUUUUGACUAUGAUAAAAUAAAGAAGUAUGAGAUUAUCGUUCAAGCACGUGAUCAUGGAACACCGUCCCUUUCCUCCACUGGUGUUAUUACUCUCAAUAUCUUGGACGCAAACACUCAUCAACCGACGUUCAAGGAGAGAAAGUACAAUGGGAUGGUAAAUGAAUCAGCCAUCCAAGAAGUGUUGAGAGUUGCGGUAGAGGACAAAGACACUCCUAAAACUGCCGCUUGGCGUGCGCAAUACUAUUUCAUUACAGGGAAUGAGGAAGGAAACUACAAACUUGAGACUGACCCCAUCACUAAUGAUGGUAUUCUGAGUGUCAUAAAGGGCAAGGAUUAUGAAAAAACAGUUUUGACCAAACUGCAGAUUGGAGUAAGAAAUGAAGAACCCUUCAAGGUUUGUAAAGAUAAAUCAGCUGCUGGAGGAAGCACACCUGAUUCAGUCGAGAUCUCAGUCAAAGUGAUUGAUGUCAAUGAUCCACCGGAGUUUAAGAACAGUCCAGCUGAUGUGUACCAGAAGGAAGAGGAAAAGCCAGGAAAGUUGCUGUUCACUCCAGUGGUUGUAGAUGUCGAAUCUGAUGAAUUCAGGUUUGAAGUGUGUGAGGAUCCAGCUGGCUGGGUGAGCAUUGACAAGAAAACAGGACAGGUUACAUCAGCUAAGAAGAUGGACAGAGAGUCUCCCUUUCUUAAUGGCACAAGCAUUUACAAAAUCCUCAUCUGUACCAUAGAUAAUGGUGACCCUCCAGCCACAGGUACAGGCACUGUCCUGAUCCACUUGGGGGAUAUCAAUGACAAUAAGCCUUACCUUGUAAACAAAGGUGUCAUUAUGUGUGGAAACAAGAAUAAUAACGUCAAGGUGACUGUCAAGGAUGAUGACGUCCAUCCUUACAGUGGACCCUUCACCUUCUCCCUGGGGGGUAAUGACAAAACUCUGGAGAAACAAUGGAAACUAGAUCCUGCCUAUGGCAUGGAAGGUGGUCUUGUUAGCCGGAACCCACUUGCUUAUGGUAACUACUCUGUGCCCCUGGUGAUUUUGGACCAACAGAACGUGAUUGGACAGGAUACUUUGGAAGUGAUGGUGUGUGACUGUGGAGAGAAAGACGUUUGCCGUGGCAAAAAGCCGCUCUCAACCAGCUUUGGGGCACCUGGCAUUGGACUGAUCUUUGCAGGACUCCUCUUGUUUUUGUUACUGCUCCUCAUCUUUAUGUGUCAGUGUGGAAAGGAGGAGUUCAAGCACGUGCCCAUGGUGGAAGAGGGCAACCAGACACUCAUCAAGUACAACCAAGAAGGAGGGGGCUCCGAAUGCAAGACUGAGCCCACUCUGCUCCUGACACCUACAAACAGUGUGGCUGUGACGGAUGGCAUAAAACAGGGCACCGUGAAGAUGGGUCAGAUGGCUUCAGUAAUGGCCCAGGACAUUGGUACAUACAACAGCUCAGGUUUCACCAUGAUGAACUCCAAUAUGACCUCACUGGGCAUGCAGCAUCAAAGAGACACUCUCAAAAGCAACAGAGGACAGGCCAUGUACUCUACAUGGAAUACAAACAAGACCAGCACCCACCAGGGUGGCUCAUCAUGGUACAGCCGCUCUCUCAGCAUGCGGUCAAAUCAACACAUUGCAGAUCACCUCGACAGGAGACUGUACAUGAUUGAGGGAAAUCACGUAGACCACCCACAGUACAAACCCCAUGAGUAUGCCUACGAGGGACAGGGCAGCAAAUGCCAGUCACUGGAUGAGUUGUCACUGAGCAACAUGGGAGAUGAUUUGAACUUCCUGAAUCAUCUGGAGCCAAAGUUCAAUACCUUGGGAGGCAUAUGUCACCAGACAAUUCAAGAAAAAAACAUACAGCUUUAAAGGGAACCGCUGGAUUGGGAUUUUUAUAUCAAUCAAGUUGGUCUUCGCUCCUAGUUUGAGGUUGUGAUUACGGACUGAUUUGACUGGAUCUUUGGAAAAAGGGAUGUAGCAUCACGUUUGGAUUUUGUGGUUAAACUUCUCACAUAAACUGGCUCACACAUUUUUAUAGCCAGAUAUUUUUCUAUAUUGGCAUCUAUCCACCAAACAAGGAUUAUGUAGUAGAGGCUGUAUUUUGCUUGCUUCAGGAUGGAAUUAAUGCAUUGCGCAAACUUUCUUGCUCCAGAGACUUUGAAAUGUUUUUUUCUUAUAGUGACUGGGUGAGUUCGCUUUUUUUACUUUAGGCCUGAUUUCUGUGGAAAUAUUUCAUAACCUCACUUUAUGCGACUUUAUACACAAUUGUUUUCUUUUGUAAAAGAUCCUGGAUAAAGAUCAGCAGAAAUCUGCCUGGUUGAAACUAUUAUUGUUUAACAGUAGCUGAGGAGUAGUAUUGUUCCUACUAAAUGGAGGUACUAUAAUUGUUAAUGAUCUAGUGAUACAGUGGUGUGUCAUUGACACUGUCUGUAUGACUGUAUUUUAGCAUUUGCUGUCUUGAACAAGCAUUAUUUUAGAAAUAAUAAUGGGGUGAUUCUUUUUUUUACCUAGAGAGAGGUGGGAAUACGUGUUCAUUUAUUGAAGCAAUUGGCAAUAAAAUCAUACCAAACUAGCCUGUCCUACUGUAUUAUAGUGUUAAGAUGUAUCAUUAAAGGGUUUUCAUUUUCAACUACUCACUUUCAAUUACUACUACUAAGACUAUGUCAUGAUAUUCAGAAGAAAAAGAGCUAGUCAGUGAGGGAGUGGCAGAAGCAGAAAUGUGAUACAGUGUGCAGAAAGGGAGGAAAGUGAGUUGGGUUGAAUGUUUUCUCACCAUGGAUAUUAUUCCAAACUCAUCUAACAUUGUGUAGCAUAAGGGAGCUACAUUCUGAACAAUGUUUUUAAAACCAAUGCUGCAGCUGUCUACAGUGUUGGUACUGAACAAUUAAAAGAUUGUAUGUCUACAUGAAGGUUGUGUUAUCACCAGUUUGUUUCAUCAACUCCUAGUGUCGAUGCCACAAGACACCUUCAGCCUGUGUGAUUUAAUUUGACAUGUUUUUGUGUUCCCUCUGUAAGCUGUUGUUGAAAGUUAAAAUGGGUGCCCUUUAUAAAUAAGCGAAGCUGUUUUUUUGAUUACGGGUGUGACACAGGGAGUAAUAUGCAAAUAUGGUACUUGUCUGAACUAGCCUGGCCAACACGCAUAACCAUAAAGAAACUGAAUGUUAGUUUCAGAAAGUUCAGAUUCAGCACAACCAGGUAAUAGAGGACACUGACAGUGCUGUUACCUCAGGCUAUAGCAGGAAAUAAGACAUAUAUAUGCAAGCACCCAACAAAAAACUGAUAUACAAAAUAUACAAGGGAGCAUGAAAGUAGCACAUAGGAGGAUAUAUUGGCAGAAAUAUAAUGUAAAGUAUGUUAAUUUGCAGUAGAAAGAUCAUUUACAUUAUGUUUGGGCUAUGGGCGCUGUGUGAACAGGGUGGCUCGUCAAGGUACAGCUGCUCUUUCAGCAUGCAGACAAAUCAACACAUUGCAGUUACAAUCGACAUGGGGAAGAAAACUGAAUCUACCACUUUGCAUGGUUGUUCACUGCCAUUUGUGUGUUAGGGUGUGUUUGAAUGGGUGGCAAAUUGUCUGUGUCAAUGUUUUGCUAUUAUGAUGUUUUUGUAUUAAUAUUACUGCUGUAUGCUGCUUUUUACUGUUCUAGAUGAUUAAGGUUGGGCUAAUUUUAACUACUUUGUAUACUGUUGGGUGGUUUAAUCUACAGCAAUGCCUAUUAUUCUGUAAAAUCAUCCUAUGUUUGUAUUGUCGCUGUUCUGUGAGAACAAUGUAUCACUAAAAAGUGAACUUUGCAUGAGCUCAGAAAAA
Molecule: messenger RNA, 4398 nt
Organism: Morone saxatilis (striped sea-bass)
Lineage: Eukaryota; Metazoa; Chordata; Actinopteri; Moronidae
Gene: cdh26.1
Product: cadherin 26, tandem duplicate 1
Biological process (GO): calcium-dependent cell-cell adhesion; cell-cell junction assembly; homophilic cell-cell adhesion
Cellular component (GO): adherens junction; catenin complex; plasma membrane
Molecular function (GO): cadherin binding; calcium ion binding
Source: RefSeq, a predicted model, not a curated record